Molecule: messenger RNA, 1561 nt
Organism: Eucalyptus grandis
Lineage: Eukaryota; Viridiplantae; Streptophyta; Magnoliopsida; Myrtales; Myrtaceae
Product: F-box/kelch-repeat protein At3g23880-like
Exons: 1
Coding region: 59-1264 (401 amino acids)
Molecular function (GO): protein binding
Source: RefSeq, a predicted model, not a curated record
AACUUUGAAGGGCCUUUGCUGUUGAAAACCAGAUAGUCACGGGAGAGAAUUAGGAGGAAUGGCCAACCUUCCCGAUGACGUAAUAACCAACAUCUUAUUGCAACUACCGGUGAAAUCCCUGGUCCGAUUUCGAUGUGUCUGCAGAUCUUGGAAAUCCCUUAUCUCAGGUUCGUCAUUCGUACGAUCUUAUCUUGAUCGUUCCUUCAGGUACGGUGAAAAUGUUCUUCUUAAGUACACCAUCAAUGGUUCUUCAGGACUAGGAGUCUGGCCUCCGAGCCGCCAUGAAUUCUCUAGUGUUGAUCCAUCAAUUCUACCAGCGUCAGAUAGAUUUCAGUUGAAUGGUUCAUGUAAUGGCGUCAUCUGUUUAACCACUUUCUCUAGAAUCGAUCCCAAUCCCAAUCCCAACGCCGCUAAAAUUUAUCUCUGGAACCCCUCAAUCAAUGAACUCAGGGUUGUUCCAGAAUCCCAUUUUCGAGUGUCGAAUUUGGUCGGUUUCGGGUGUGAUCCCUCCAGUGGCCGCCUGCAUGAUUUCAAAGUGGUCAAUUUCAAAACCCAGCUGAACUUCAAGGAGAUUCUGUUCCUACCGAGCCCCACCGAAGUCGAGAUCUACAGUCUAAGAACAAACACUUGGAAACAGAUCGGCCGCAUCUUCCCUUCUGGAUUUCCUAAGCACCUGGGUCGCCAAGCUUUGUUUAGGGAGUUCAUCUGCUGGUGCUCUUAUGCCUAUAUAGGUAAUCUCAAGAUGUGGACGUUAGUAUUGUUCGAUUUGAUCAAUGAAGUAUUCCACGAGAAGGCUACGCCAGAGAGCAUUCUUUGUAUUGAGCAGUACGUAACAACGCUGGAGGGAUGCCUAUCGAUAUUAGCAUACAAUUGUUCCUAUGAGUACGAAGUGUGGAUCAUGAAAGAAUUUGGGGAUGCCGAGUCAUGGACAAAGCUGUACACGAUCGAUAUACCAGAGAAGCUCGCACGGUACACACCGUUAGGAUUUGCCGGCAGAGAUGAGGUUGUUUUCGCGAAGAUCCACAAGCUCCAGCGUGGCAACGACAGGACGCUUUUGGCUUCGUACAACAUGAGGAGCAAGGCAUUUGAGGGGUCCCAUCUGCGCGUCGAUUCCUUCUCGAGCUGUUGCAUGGUGAGUUACGUCGAGAGCCUAGUUUCUGUCGUGCUCGGGAAUGCUGCGCCAACGCAACCUCUCUCCAGAUUGUCUGGGAAUGGGUACAGAAGUAUCGCUCGAAAGAACGGUCCAAAAGAUCAAUCGAAAUGAUGGUUCGAAUGGCCCAUCAAAUAUCGACCGCAAAUGGUCCAUCCAUCAGAGCACGGGCUCCCCCAUGAUGUGGUCGACAGAUUACACGUUUUGAUGAAACGGACAGAACAUGUUCUGCUCCUGGAGCCCCCUUUGAAGUUCCAGUCCUCUCUAGCUAUUUGCAUUGCUGUGCAUCUUGAGGGUAGUAUAAAACAUGCUAUCUUCAGGUUUCUUGUAAUGUCUUCCUUGUUUGCAUUAUUGUUCCUUGUACGUGAUUGAGUAGAAUUAACGAAAGAGUUCUCGAUAUACUUGGCCGAA